Austrofundulus limnaeus is the source of this 1791-nucleotide messenger RNA. RefSeq names its product cholesin (gene chlsn). The record is from RefSeq and is a predicted model, not a curated record. The transcript is spliced from 6 exons. The coding region runs from base 88 to 807 and encodes 239 amino acids. NCBI's taxonomy places the organism in Eukaryota, Metazoa, Chordata, Actinopteri, Cyprinodontiformes, Rivulidae.
CCACCUGAGCGACAGAACUUCCGGGUUCCAAUCCAUCCAUGCUUUCUUUACCUUUUCACGUUUUCCUGAUCAUUUCAAAAUCGUCUCAUGAUGGUGAAGGACAAGUCUUUAAAACCAAAUUCAAAUCCAUUAAAAAGGAACAAGAGCUCAAAUGACUUUCCAGAGUUUGCAGAAGAUCAAAUGGAGACUAAAAGAAAAAAUAAAAGGAAACAUGUGACAAGUGAGGAGGCUGUGGAACAGAUUCAUCUGGUAACAAAGUCAGCAGGUGAUAAAAAGUGCAAAAAGAACAAGAGAGAGAAAACACGUUCAAAGCAAACUGAGAAUCCAGAUCCGUCCAGCUGCUCUGAGGAGACACAGGAGCCAGAGGGAGGAGAGGACGCAGAACAGGACCUUAGCCCUGAAGAGAAGCGGGUCCUGGAGAGGAAGAUGAAGAAGAUUCGGAAAAAGGAGGAGAAGAGGAGGCUUAGAGAAGAGGGACAGACUCUUGUGAAACCACAAGUUACGGGACCGAGUGCAUCAAAGCAGGCCUUGGAUUACCUCACAUGCUGGGCUGAAAAGCGUUCAGAGUGGAAGUUCCAGAAGACCAGACAGACGUGGUUACUGCAGCACAUGUUCGACUCUGAAAAGAUUCCAGACGAGAAGUUCUCGGUGCUCCUUCAGUAUCUGGAGGGACUUUGUGGACGAGCGAAGGAGACGACGGUGCAGAAAGCUGUUUCUGUGGUGGAGGACUCAGGACAGGAGAUGGAGGACUCAGAUGUCCAGCAGAGGGCGCAACGAGCCAGAGAAGUCAUUCAGCUCCUUUCUUGACCCUACAGCAACUAAAGGACUAAUCUACAGCUUGGACUAAAAGAUUAUUUUUACUUUAGUUUUUGAAAAGUCUUUGUGUUACUAAUAUCUUUAUUUUGUUUUAAUGACUUUGUUACUCUUUCAUGUUCUGUUUCUUGUGAAUUGUUUGGUGGAAAUCAGUCAGAGGUACCUGUUUAGCAGUUACACUUCCCUUAUUUCACUAUUUUUACUGUUUCUAAUACAUAAUAACUCCUAAUUAAAUGGUUUGUUUUUCUAUAGAGAACACUUUAUUCAAGAGGGGUAGAAACUCCUCGGGUUGAAACAGAAAGCUAAGCUAUUUGURGAGUUUAAAGUGUCAGGAAUGUUUAUAGUCAAGACAUGUAAAUGCAUGUCGAGGCUCAGAAUCAUGGACACAAAUACCUUCUGUUACCCACUGCAGGUGUAACCGUGUAGACCAGUACGGUUUGUUAUGAAACUAGAGCAAAACUUUAGAUUUGGGCUUUCAUUUGAUUUUCUUACUAAUAAAAUUUAAUUAAUAAUUCAAGUUUAGUGCUGCAACAUACGAUAAAUGUGAAUCUGCUCAUAUUUUGUAAUUAUUGUAAUAUUUUGUAACAGAAAUUCAUCUGCCCAAGUCUCGUUCUGUAUCGUUGCACUUCCUUUUGAGUUUUCCACCAGUUAUUUUAAUACAUCAACCACAUUAUGAAUGUUUCACAGCUGCUUCAGCUGUUUUUGUGAGUCUGUGGAUUACACAGGUUUUGACAGCACGCGCUUUGGAUGUAUUUCAGAUCUUUUCCAUCAGCUCUUCAGAAUGCGUUUGAAACAGUCAGGCAGCAUUAAGGUCAGCGUGUUGACAUGGGUUUCUGGGCUGAAAGAGUUCACUUAGAAAAAAGAAAGAAAUUUUGAAUGAGUUUGAAGGCUGGUGACUUCCUGAAUGAAAGUAACCACAACACAAAAACAUCACAUGUAAAGAAAUUAAAUAGUCAUUAAAAAUACAACAAAGGAUAA